This is a messenger RNA of Drosophila novamexicana, 991 nucleotides long. It is a transcript of the gene Sclp, whose product is annotated as leucine-rich repeat-containing protein 20. Gene Ontology annotation, molecular function: protein binding. The coding region runs from base 147 to 890 and encodes 247 amino acids. NCBI's taxonomy places the organism in Eukaryota, Metazoa, Arthropoda, Insecta, Diptera, Drosophilidae. The record is from RefSeq and is a predicted model, not a curated record. The transcript is spliced from 4 exons.
GCUUUCUAUACAUUUUUUUUUUUUUUUUUUGGAGCUAACGUUAAAUAACGUGAAAUUAUCUACAUAUUCAAUUUUGUACUCCUGUGUUGCGCCGAUAAUAGACCGUAAAAAUACAACGAUAACAAUAAAGAAAGCAAUUCUUAAACAUGCGUCCUUUCGGCAAUGAUAUCACAAACAUCUCCAAUAACAGUGGAGGGGGAAACGGUGAGGAUCGUUCAAAUGGCAAUGGCAACAAUCCGGUCAAUAGAGACAGCGGGGAAUCGGACUCCUCCAGCAAUGAAGUAGCAUUGGACACAGAAGUGGAUCCACGUAUACCUCCACAUAUAGCCAGAAUUGGCGGCAUAGUUACAUUCUCGCCAAUUGCCGGACGUGGAGUUAUACGAGUGGUGCAACGCUGUGAAGACGCUAAGGAGAAUCACAUGCUAGAUCUAUCGCAAUGUGAAUUGAUGCAAAUACCAGAUGCAGUUUAUCACCUGAUGCGGAAUACAAUACUACAGACGUGCAACCUUAGCGGCAAUGUGCUGAAGAAGCUGACGCCAAAAUUUGCGCUGAAAUUCAGCGCAAUAACAGAUCUCAAUCUCUCAUAUAAUCAAUUGUCAAAACUGCCGGACGAAUUGGCCAAUCUGAGUGCUUUAACCACCUUAAAUAUCUCACACAACUCGUUUAUAACAUUACCUCAAGUCGUCUUUAAGCUACAGAAGCUUGCCACCUUGGAUGCUCAACAGAAUGCUAUUUUGGAGAUUGAUACUGAUGAAGCAAUUAGCAGUGACUCCCUGGCUUUAGUGGAUCUGCGCAACAAUCCACUGAGCAGAAACUGUCGUCGCAAACUACAAGAUUACAAAACCAGCUUCCGCCUAGAGAUUUCAAGUGAUGUUGAAGACGAUUGGUAGGGCUGGGUGUAUUUAAAUAAUUUAAUUGUUAUCUUUAGAAAACACUUGCUGUAAUGUUUUCAAUGAUUUGAUUAAUUUGGUUAAUUAAAGUACAUGUACAU